AACGAGAGGAGAGUACGAGGCGCUGCGGCAUAAAUACAUCGGGAAAUUCUCCCGUAAUGCCAGUUGUGCGUGAGACAACCAUUAACUCGUAGCCAUUAUCAGCUGCACUCGACCUCGGCUCGACUUCGACUUUCCUCGACCGAUAUAUAGCUGGAUAUACUCAGGAGCUAGCGAGUGUCUCUCGCAAGUGCACAUCGACGCGCUCGCUCACCGGCUCGUCAACAGAUCGACGAUCGAAUUCUGCCGCAAUCUCCUCGUCGAAUUUUCUCUCGACGCUUCUUCGCGCGGCCGCUGCAAACGAGUAUAAACAAUCGGCUCCGCGGCGCAUCUAUUCAAAUCGUUCGAGUAGGCGAGUCGCAAGAGUGCACCGAUCGUUGCAUCCUCCCCAGCAAUAUACAUUCAAGGCCAAUAUUAUUCCGAUUCGGAGCUGUCGUUUUUUUUCGGUCGAUACUCAGGUAUAAUCGUUCUUGCAUCGUUACAAGUUCCAUAUAAUCGCCUAUCAGCAUGAGCAGCUUGACGGACAACAGAUCGUCGACGGUGAGGGGCUACUCGGAGGUGGCCGGCAACAACCAGCCCCUCAUCGCCAACAGCAUCAACAAAAACUCCAACAACCUCGACGAGAUCUCGGACCUCUGCUACAUCGACGUCAAGUCCGACAAUCCCUACGAUCUCUUCAAGGAGUGGCACAAGGAGGCCUGCGUCUACUCGACCGGUUUGCCUCACGCCCUCUGCCUGUCCACCGUCUCCAAAGACAUGAAGGUGAGCUCGCGUCACGUCGUCCUCAGAAGAAUCGAGGAGGACGGCUUCUGCAUCUACACGGAUAAUCGCAGCCGAAAGACCAAAGAACUGACCGAAGUACCGGAAGCUGCCAUGUGCUUCCUCUGGGCCUACAUCAACGACAAGGGACAAAAAGUAGCCCGACAGGUGAGAAUCGAGGGUGAGGUGGUCGUCAUGGAUAAGGACGCGUACGCCGACCUCUACGACAAGGACAAGCUCUUCUGCAAGAUACGGGCCUACAUCUGCCACCAGGACAAGGAGGUCGACUGGAACGAGCUCAAGGCCAAGCACGAUCAGCUGCUGGAGGACGUCAGGCAGAACAAAGUCAACCUGCCCAUGCCCGAUCACUUCAUCGGCUACAAGAUGCUGCCCAAAGCCAUCGAGUUUUACUACGCGCGCGACACCCUCAUCGGCGACCGCAUCCUCUUCGAAAAGUCCGAGGACAGUAAUCAGUGGUCCUGGAAGAGAAUCGCAGCCUAAGAACACCACGUUCCAUCUCAUCGCAGCUAUAUCUAUCCGUUUUAUUAACUCGAGACAGAAUAAGCGCCCCUUUUUCCGACUCUUCUUCCUUUCUUCUCCUCCAUGCCACUACAAUAGUAUUAACGCUAUUUUGUAUCGAAAUUUUACCAAGCUAUAUCGACAUUAUUCUUGCAUGCGAUCGCGUGUGACACCUCUCAUAUAUUAUUAUUAUCAUUAUUAUUAUGAAUAAUUUUAUUGUUUAUCUGUACUAAUCGUAAGCACGCGCGUUUGUAACACCGCUAAACUUUUUGCUACGCAUAUUAUGUAAUUACAUGUAUACGCAUAAUAAUAUUUAUCCAGUGUAAUAUUGGAAAA
Trichogramma pretiosum is the source of this 1611-nucleotide messenger RNA. Its product is annotated as pyridoxine/pyridoxamine 5'-phosphate oxidase. The record is from RefSeq and is a predicted model, not a curated record. Gene Ontology annotation, biological process: pyridoxal 5'-phosphate biosynthetic process; pyridoxine biosynthetic process. NCBI's taxonomy places the organism in Eukaryota, Metazoa, Arthropoda, Insecta, Hymenoptera, Trichogrammatidae. The coding region runs from base 505 to 1257 and encodes 250 amino acids. Gene Ontology annotation, molecular function: pyridoxamine phosphate oxidase activity; FMN binding. The transcript has 7 exons.